AUGGUUCUCACAAGCAAUGAGAAGCGCGCCUUCUUCAGACAACAGUGCCGUGAGGCAUUGGCAGCCCAUAUUAAUGACCGACUUGGCCUUGUCGUCGCUCCAAGCCAGGUCCGUCUACAGCCAUCGGUCGGGGAUGGACAGUACUGA
Molecule: messenger RNA, 147 nt
Organism: Penicillium arizonense
Lineage: Eukaryota; Fungi; Ascomycota; Eurotiomycetes; Eurotiales; Aspergillaceae
Exons: 2
Coding region: 1-147 (48 amino acids)
Source: RefSeq, a predicted model, not a curated record